ACCCUGGAAAACGUAUAAAUAUACCGAAGUUUCAAUUAAUUAUUCAUUUUUUUUCUCAAGAAUGCGGAAAAACCCAAUGAAUAUCGAACGUUCGAAGAGUGUUCGAAUGUUGCUGACAAACAUUCGAAAGCCUUUUUCGAACGAAUGUUGCACGACUAAUAGAAAUUGAUAUGACCGAAAUAUUGUUUGCAUGAGUGCAGUUCAGUUCAACGCACCUUUAGUAUUACCGGUUAAAGAUGGGCAUGUACUGCUAGAACAUGAGUGUCAUUGUACUGUCCUUGAUUUCAGAACUUAAAAUGGCCGAAGCUGAACUCUUGGAUUACGAAGAAGAAGAGGCAACUCAAAAUGCCGUGAAAGAUACCAAGAGUACGAAAGAGGUGAAAGGAAUGUAUGUAUCUAUUCAUACAUCUGGAUUCCGGGACCUUCUGCUGAAGCCAGAGCUUCUGCGGUCGAUCACUGACUGUGGAUUUGAGCAUCCCAGUGAAGUUCAGCACGAGUGUAUCCCGCAAGCUAUAUUAGGCAUGGAUGUUUUGUGUCAGGCAAAGUCGGGAAUGGGUAAAACGGCUGUAUUCGUACUGGCCACUCUUCAGCAACUUGAGGUUACGGAAGGUCAGGUUAGCGUCCUUGUCAUGUGUCACACAAGAGAACUUGCGUUCCAAAUUGCCAAAGAAUACGAAAGGUUCUCAAAAUACAUGUCUGGCAUCAAAGUAUCAGUGUUCUUUGGCGGUGUUCCUAUAACAAAGGACAAGGAGACACUAAAAUCGAAUUGCCCAUCAGUUGUAGUUGGAACACCGGGACGUCUUCUUGCUCUCAUCAGGGAGAAAGAUCUCGUUCUCAAGAAUCUUAAGCAUUUCAUCUUGGAUGAAUGUGAUAAUAUGUUGGAGAAACUGGAUAUGCGUCGCGAUGUACAAGAAAUCUUCAAGCAAACUCCUCACCAGAAACAAGUGAUGAUGUUCAGCGCAACCUUGGACAACAACAUCCGCACGGUUUGCAAAAAAUUCAUGCAGGACCCGCUAGAGGUAUUUGUUGACGAUGACACCAAGCUGACUCUGCAUUGUCUGCAGCAGCACUAUGUGAAACUGAAGGACAAUGAGAAGAACCGAAGACUGAUCAGCUUGCUGGAUGUUCUCGACUUCAAUCAGGUGGUCAUUUUUGUGAAGUCUGUUCCGCGAUGUGUUGCUCUCAAUGAUCUUCUGAUCGAGCAGAAUUUCCCUUCCAUUGCCAUCCACCGAGGAAUGUCUCAAGAGGAUCGACUCGGACAUUACAAGCAAUUUAAAGACUUCUCGAAGCGCAUUCUAGUUGCGACCAAUCUGUUCGGCAGAGGAAUGGAUAUCGAACGUGUAAACAUCGUUCUGAACUACGAUAUGCCCGAGGACAGCAAUACCUACUUGCAUCGAGUAGCUCGAGCUGGGCGAUUCGGUACUAAGGGAUUGGCCAUCACAUUCGUCUCAAGUGACGAAGAUGCGGCUACCCUUAAUAAAGUGCAAGAAAGAUUCGAUGUUCAAAUCAGUGAACUACCCGAUGAGCUCGACGUCUCAACCUACAUGCCCGAAAGUCAAAAGACAGAAUAGUUGAGGAAUUAUGAAUGUGGAAAAACUGAGAAAUUAAAUACUCAAUGAAAGAUAAGGGACUCGUUCGAAAUCUCGUGUUUUACUCGUUGAAAUUCUUUACCAAUUUGUGUUUUAUUACAUCGUAUUUUAUUUGUCUCGUAUAUGUGAGCUGAUUUAACGUAAUUGUUCUUCAGCAGAUGACAAACAACUCUCGCUGCAAUAUUUAUUAUACCUUUUAUAUAAAACACGAGUUGCUGAUUUUCCUCAAAUUUCUUCCUCUACGUAUAAAUUCACUAUUUGUGCGUGCG
Messenger RNA from Symsagittifera roscoffensis, 1858 nucleotides. Its product is annotated as spliceosome RNA helicase DDX39B-like. Gene Ontology annotation, molecular function: ATP binding; RNA helicase activity; RNA binding. The record is from RefSeq and is a predicted model, not a curated record. The transcript has 2 exons. Gene Ontology annotation, biological process: mRNA export from nucleus; mRNA splicing, via spliceosome. NCBI's taxonomy places the organism in Eukaryota, Metazoa, Xenacoelomorpha, Acoela, Convolutidae. The coding region runs from base 258 to 1571 and encodes 437 amino acids.